Prunus armeniaca (apricot) is the source of this 447-nucleotide messenger RNA. Lineage: Eukaryota; Viridiplantae; Streptophyta; Magnoliopsida; Rosales; Rosaceae. The record is from the annotation of a GenBank genome assembly.
AUGGAAGGGUAUCUGUCUGAGUAUGUGACGGCAUCUUUCAAACACAACGUACCAUCCAGCAAACGAUUGCACCAGUCAAUUCAAUUGAUGCAGAUCCUACGGAUGAUCCUUUUAGGUCCACCAACUCAGCCUGCAAUAGACACAACAUGUGAAGGAACAAAUUCUGAUUUUACAAGCUCCAUUGAUUUGUGCAAGCAGGAGAAAAAUGGGCCCUUGGCCCCUUCAAGUGAUGGGACUGUGGCAAUGAAGAAAUGUGGCCAUCCCAUGUGUUAUUUUAGUGUUACUGGCAGAAAAUGUCUCUUGGCAGAAGAACAGAGAGAAGAAGACAAAAAACUGGAGCUGUUAUCCGCAGUCAGGUUUUUGAGGAAAGCUCAGUUGCUGGUGAGUUUAGGUUGUGGUGGUGGAAAAGCAUUGAAUCAGUUGCAUUCAAUGGGGUGGUAUAAGUAA